This is a messenger RNA of Meleagris gallopavo (turkey), 6204 nucleotides long. RefSeq names its product GIMAP family P-loop NTPase domain containing 1 (gene GIMD1). The record is from RefSeq and is a predicted model, not a curated record. NCBI's taxonomy places the organism in Eukaryota, Metazoa, Chordata, Aves, Galliformes, Phasianidae. Gene Ontology annotation, molecular function: GTP binding.
UGGAUUAAUUACAGAGUCUGGGCUCGUGGUUCUAAUUCACACACCAACUUUACAACCAUAUACUUUGCACCCUCCCACACACUAUUAAAAGUUUUAAUAUACCAGACACAGCAAUUCUACUUUUCUAAAUAUUGCCAGAGCAAGCCACACUGGCUUGUAAAAUGACUUUUACACCUUAAUAAUGACACUACAUAUUCAGUGGCUUGACAUAGUGAAACAUCCUGGAAGAUAUUCUCAAAUUCAAUUUGCUUGAAACUUUAUGGUUCAUAUUCCCAACAUUCUGUGAAAAACUACUUAAGGAUCAGAGUACAUUUGAGUAGCACUGCAAACAAACAUCCCUGUGUAGAAUUGCAACUUCUAUGGCUAUAGCCUUUCCAGGCAUCAUGGGAAUACUUCUGGAAAGUAAGCCUCAAGUUAUCUGGGUUCCUAUUGAGCAUUUUGCAAUAAUGAUAACAUUAAAAAGAAGUAGUGAUAAUGUUGCUGUUGCCCGGCAAAAAUCUGUGGCCUUCAGCUAAAUAACUCCUACUAUACAUUACCAAAAGAGGUGAAGACUCCCUCCACUAUUUAGAUGAGGAAUCAGAGAAAUUGUGCAGGUUCUUUAAAUAGUGGAAUGAGAGUUACAAGAACAGUAGCCAGAUCUAGGUUUCCUGAGCUUCCAGGUAUUCUCUCCAUUCAUAGGACAUAUGCUCCAGAGACAAAAUACUUUUAUUUAUGAGGCUGAACUCAAGAUUAAUCAGAAGAAAGUGAACAACCAUAGUAGUCUGACUCAUGUUGUCAAUACAGAUAUACGUGGCCAGUCACAAAGUUUAUCCAGAUAAGUAUGUGUAAGGGAAAUAGGUUUCAUUAAGUCUGUAUUUUCAUGCUCUCCGGAUAUUGUGUAUUACCCAAGCAUCUGCCUUUGAAGUCAAAAGCUUACAAUUUCAUUAGUUUUCCUUUACUAUUAUUUAUAUAUGUAGUCUUAAUUUUUUUUCUUCGUCUUUUUGCCUAUUUCACUUGAAUCAGUUAACACAGAGACAAAUAUCAGCCUUGCUGUCUAGCCUUACAGCCAGUCCUGGGCACUAGCAGCACGUGUCUAAUCUUUAUGCUAGAGAAAAUGAAUCCUGGCACCAUGGAUGGAAACAAGACCCAAACAAGUUUAAGUAUCUCCAAGGAAUCUCCUCAAAAGGCAGCAUAGUACAGUAAAAUGUAUCAAAAAUAUUCCUUCUAUAUUAAAAAAAAAAAGAUAUGGUGCAAGAGGAAAGCGCUAGUAAAACCAAAGAAGGUGUGGAUUAGUAAGAGAAUUGGAAAUUGGCAGCCUGUGACAGUGAAUGGGAUAUGUCCCAUUGUACAAUGCAUCCCCGAGCAUUUUGCAGAGCCAUGUCACACAAACCCAUGUCAUACUAACAGGAAAAAAGAAAAGUAGCUUCUUAUAGAGAAGCGCUGAAAAGCGAAGGCUUUGGAAGAACAUCACUCCUGCCAACUGAGCAAAGACAAUACUUCCACAGCAGAGAGACUUACCAGAUUAGCAUGUCAAAGAUAACGGUAUCUAAUUUCAAGUUUUUGCAGAGGAAAAAGGAAAAGGAUAUCUUGUGAAUUCUGUGAUUCAGUGGGAGAAUAUAGAAAUAACUUCUGGCAGAUGCUCUAAUCAUGCUGACAGUUCUGCUCCAUCUCCUUUAAAACACAGAGUUCUUGUUUUACCAAGAGCAUUUGCCCUGAACCAAUAUUCUGCUGUAAGAGGUACAGUGGGAACCUAAGGAGUUAGUUCUGCAGAUGUACAGUGUCCCAAAGCAGGUGCAAUUGCAUUAGUUUAUAGCUAUACUUCUCUUUCUCUCUUCUUGGCAAAACCAAUCUACUCACACAGCCAUCCAUACCACAUAAAGAAGCAUCUUGAAGAUUGCUGCUAAUUCAUUAUUUCAAAAAUACCAAGAACAGUAAAGAUAGGAAUAAGCAAGCAAAAAAGUCUGUUUUAAGGAAACAUUAGGGAAUAUUAUGAGUGCGCUCCUUUAGGAUCAAGAGAGAGAAUGCAGUGUAAAAGAAAUAAAGCAUCACUAGACCGUCCUUCUCUUAGCAGUGACAUGUCUGGCUUUUCUUUGAAAUUACAUGCCUAACAGAACUGAAUCCACACCAACUACAUGGCCUGCAUACCUUUCUGUACUUCUCAUGUUGUAUGAGAAGGCUUAAAGCCUGCCUGUGUGUGUGGCAAUCCACCAAAUGGCCUCACUGAGUUUUCUCUAAGUAAGAGAACUUCAUCAAAGCACAUCUUAAAUUACUUACCACGGCAUCAUCUUUGGCUCAAAUGAGAGCCCGCAUAGGGAAAGAAGCUUUAAGGGAUGGGAAGGCGUGGGAACUGAAAGGAGACACAUGGUAAGAGAAGUGGUGCCUCAAAAGAACCUUUGUCAUUUCAGUUUAUAAGAGUAGCCUGUUUGGAGCACACACUAACAAGGAGGGUGGAGAGCUUGCUCAGGGUGCUUUCAGACCAACUGGGUGAUCACAGGAAUACAACAGAACAACAGCUGACAGGGUAAUGUGACAAAAAUGUACUGCAACUUUAGUUAAUGCUGUACACACAUACAAAUCCAGCAGAAAGUUGGAAAUGCUUUUAGCACUGUUUCAAAAUCUGAAGAAGCAGCAUGCCCAAGCUCCAGUUAUUUUCAAUUUGAUUAGGAGCCUCACUUCCUUAGAUUCUUAACAAUUCCUUACGAGACUUGCACGGUAUUUCUACAGGAGCAGUAAAAGAUUCAUUUUUAAGUUCCAGGAGCUUUCUUGCCUGCCAAUCCAUAAUAGACCUCAGUUUCAGUUUUCUCUUUGCCAUUUUGGAAAUAAAGUUAAACAAACACAAAGAAAACCAAACAAUAGCUUACCCACAGACAGUGAGUAGUGCUAAAAAGCAUCAAAUAGAAUUUUGUUACAUUCUGUACUUGCUCUUUGCAAAUUCAACUUUUGCCAGUAGACUGUAAGAUCUCAGAUCCAAAGCCCCCAGUAAAUGUCACCAACUCAAUCAAAAGCUAGAGAAAAAAAGAUCUCUUUUAGAAGAAUCAUGUAAAGAAGAACAAAUAAAACUUCCAGUUUCUUAAGUGUUACCUUUGAAUUACUGCUGUUCAAACUCAUUAAGAUGCUGUCCUAUAUAUUAGAGAAAGAAAACAUGUCUCAUAUAAAUAUAAAUAAAAAUCCCUUACGACAAUGAAAAAUGUCGUAAAAUGUUUUCCACAUCUCCAUUAUUUCAGCAGAUGUUUCAAGACUCUCUUAAUUGCUCUGUACUUCUAACACUUCAGCUUAUUUCUGGCCUGGUAUUUUAUUUCAGCAUUGGAUUCUAGAGCAAGGGGACCCCCAGCUGAGUUUUACAGUACCUGUGGAGUAAGCUGCUACUGCCACCUUGGGGAGGAUUCUUUUCAUGUACUUCAAGGAGAUUAAGCAAAUGUUAUAUAAAACAGUUUGAUUCCCAUCUUACCUUGCUUGGAAUAUGACUUCUUAAAAUCCAUUGUCCAUGCUGACAUAAGACAUUCCAGAUGCAUCCUGUCAAAGGUUAUGCUACAGUAAUAAUAUUAAUGGAAAGAAACUGCAUUUUUUGGUGGGGAAGAACGGUCAGGUAACUUUUAGCUAACAUUUAAACACUGCCUUGCUUUCAGUGUUCUUAAUUUUAUCGCAGUUUUGCCAGUGUAAGAGCUCUGAUCUACCUAAAGCUGAACAAACUGUAUUUUACAUACAAGACUCCAUUUCUCCUAGAAUUCCAGCUUUCCUGAUAUUUUGAAUCAAUCCUUCCUUGUUCAUGUACAGCUUAAACUGUCUCCCUGGUGGGCUACUAAUGUGACUGCUUGGAUGACGUACAUUGCCUUAGCUCUAACGAGAGGCAUUACCAUGCAUAACAACAGCCUAACAAAUGUGCUGAACUAGAUUGUGACAAUCUAACCAAAGUCAAGACUUCCAGUCAAAUCAAGUGAAGCACCCAGAUUUUGUAUUUGGAAAUAUCCAUAGUUCUAUGAAACUGACCUACUCUUGGUUUUCAAGCGUCACCCUAUAAGCACUCUUCUUCAAUUCUGCUUCCAGCAGCAGAGAAAGGAACUUUGCUAUACACUUUAUAUAUAAAGAUAGAACCUGUGUAGGACUUGAGUUGUAUGCACUCUGCAUUGUUAACCUUCACACUAGGCUUUUCACAGUAGGAACUGUAGGAGCAGUAGAUGCCACAGCUACUUACACAAGGAAAGAUUUAACGUCUCACCUCUCAUCAAAAUAGGCAAGUUGAAGAAGAGGAGGCUGUCUAAAGGCAACUAACUUGUGUACGUGCUCUUAAAAAUACAGAGCAACAAAAUUUGUACACGGGUGUCUAAAGCCAGGCAACACAAAAUAACUCAUUCGUGAAGAAUAAUGUGAGCUACCCAAGGAGGCUGUUAAAGCACCAUUAGCUCCUACCCUCCACCUGUGGGACCAUAAUGGAACUCAGACUUCUGGAAGAACCGAAGCCUUAACUACACUGCUGCAGGCUGAAGCAGACCUCGUAUUGCAUUAAACCGCGACUUAGGAGCUCCCACAUAGAGCUACAUUUUGGAUAACAGUGUUAUCCAAAUGGGCUCUGGAAAGUGUCUUCACUUUUCUUCCCACCACAGAAAGCCUACAUACCAGAUUCCUGUUCUUUCAUUACCAGAUUCUUGGAUUAAACACAUCUCUCCAUCAACCUAGAAUUUAUGGUCAGAGAGGAGUUACAGCUGAACCUUUCUCUGCAAACAGAUAAGCACUCCUCUGUUCUGCUACCAGAAAUCAGUCAUUAAAACACAAAUGUAGAUUUAUUUCCCACUAUGGCACAGAAAUACAAAUUAGUUACUUUCUUACCUGGGGGAAAAAGCCUAAAAAGUAAGCGAUAGAUCUUUUUUUCCGGGAUAUCUUUUUAACUUUGCUUUUAGUACUACUAUAGCAUGGCAAAGAAUUACACUUGCCAGCAAAACAUACCAAGCAUAGCAUGUGAUCAAAGAAAGGAUUGCACCUAUCUAGCCAACAGCAAAUGAACACGAUUGACACUGGUGCCAGUCUUCUUUUCUUCAAUUUUCUUCCAGAUUCACAAAUGACUUCUGUGUUUUUAUCUAUUUUCAGAUUAUUUUAAUCUACCUUUUUAGAGAAAUAGCUUUACAUCUGUAUAAGUUUCACACUGUAUUUUGAAGAUAUUGCAGCUAUCAAUUCAUUAUAAGAAUAAAAGAAAGUGCACAUACUCUUCACGUACAUAUAUGUACACAUUCAAGAACACAAAAUAACCUACUACCUCCAUUAUCGCUCUCACAUUAAACUGCUGGUAGAAAUUAAUCAACUUUCAAAAAUACCCACUUUAUAUAUAAAACCAUAUUUGUAUCAGACAGUGCUAAGUACUGACCAAACACAACAAAUUGAGUGAGGAUCUAUCAGUAAUAGAUUAACCAGAUUAUUGUGUACGUAACAGUCUCAGUGUGGUACAUUGCUGCUGUAAGUUUCAAAGUUCAUGUACGAACUUCUUGCUCAGCUCACACGGUUUAUGAAUGAAGCUUGAAUGAAAAAAAGACUUUCAGAAAAUAUAAGGUUUGCAGACAUAAACCAAAGACAAUGGCAGACAGUAAUGAGAUGACAAUCAACCUUGCGGUCCUUGGAAGAACUCAGACUGGCAAAAGUGCUGCUGGGAACAGCCUGCUAGGCAGCUUGGACUUUGAAAGCCAUCUCUCUCCAAGCUCAGUGACCACUUGUUGCAGCCUUGGGUGCAGCUGCCGUAUUUUGGGGAUUACACGAAGAAAUGGCUGUGAGCUAGUUCUCCGCGUUCGGGUACUUGACACUCCAAGCUACCCUCACAGCAGCCUGAGCAAAGAGCAGGUGAAACACACAGUGAGAUCUGCACUGGCUCACCACUUCAGAGAGGAAGGUCUGCAUCUUGCUCUUUUAGUCCUUAGGGCUGACUUGCCUCUGUGUCCAGAUGAAAAUGAUCAAACAAUUCUGUUCAUCCAGGAACUCCUAGGUCCCACAUGGAAGGAUUUCACUGCAGUUUUACUUACUCACGCAGACAAGGCAGAAGCAGCUGGAUUCAGUGAGGAAACAUAUUUGCACAAAGCUUCAAGUACCCUGUUAUCACUGCUGAGCUCAGUACAGAACAAAUAUGUUUUCCUAGACAAUCAAAAGAGCAUAAAUAAAGAGGAAAGAACUACUGUCUUAAGAAAGCUCUUGAAUUUUAUAAGACAAAAUAAUUAUCGAGUGCUACUUAAACAUGACAAGGAAUAA